CACUCUCUUCCAACCUACACCAACUAUGUCUUCCAAGAUUGUCGGUUUCGCCCAGUGCGCUGUCUCUAAGCUGAUGGCUAUCCAGAAGCCUGUCGUUUACAACGCCAAGGUUGCCGCCGAAGUUGCCAAGCAGGUUUACACCAAGGAAGGCAUGGCUUUCCCUAACGGACAGCAGUGGGCCGAGGCCCAGUCAGCCCUUAAGAAGAACCUUAAUACCGCUGCCUUCAAGAGCGUCACUGUUGGCGAUGUUGUCAAGGGUGGUGUUAUGGCUGCCGAGCUCUACACCUUCUUCUUGAUUGGUGAGAUCAUUGGUCGUAGAAACCUCAUUGGCUACAACGUCGAGUCCUCUGCUCCCGCUCACCAUUAGAAAAUGUCUUGCAUAUAUCAAACAAACGAAGCUUUUUUUUUCUAUGCCUAUUUCUGAAACUGUUAUUGGGGUGUGUAGAGAGAAGAGUUUUUUUUUUUGAGAGAGAGGAUCUUAGAUGUCUUUAUGUUCGGAAAGACUAGAAGAGAUAUCGCGUUUUUUGCGCUCAAGAAAUAGAUCGAUUUUAUCCUUUCCAUCUUGGACAUCUUGUAAUGACUUGUCAAAAAAGUGUUGAGUAGCUGCAAACCAGUCCUUCAUAU
This is a messenger RNA of Phycomyces blakesleeanus NRRL 1555(-), 624 nucleotides long. RefSeq names its product ATP synthase subunit G ATP20 (gene ATP20). The transcript has 2 exons. The record is from RefSeq and is a predicted model, not a curated record. The coding region runs from base 26 to 367 and encodes 113 amino acids. Gene Ontology annotation, molecular function: proton transmembrane transporter activity. NCBI's taxonomy places the organism in Eukaryota, Fungi, Mucoromycota, Mucoromycetes, Mucorales, Phycomycetaceae. Gene Ontology annotation, biological process: proton motive force-driven ATP synthesis.